Hibiscus syriacus is the source of this 2020-nucleotide messenger RNA. RefSeq names its product endoglucanase 10-like. Gene Ontology annotation, biological process: carbohydrate metabolic process. The record is from RefSeq and is a predicted model, not a curated record. Gene Ontology annotation, molecular function: hydrolase activity, hydrolyzing O-glycosyl compounds. The transcript is spliced from 6 exons. NCBI's taxonomy places the organism in Eukaryota, Viridiplantae, Streptophyta, Magnoliopsida, Malvales, Malvaceae. The coding region runs from base 228 to 1808 and encodes 526 amino acids.
CCUGCAAGAAGUUACCCAUUAAACAAAUACUUUGAUUCUGCCUUACAAGUCACAAAAAUUUUGAGAGCCAUUCAGCUCCACAGAUUUUCUUCUUCUUUCCUAUUUUUCUUGGCACAUUAACCCGGCAUUUCUCUUUAACAUUUCCUUUGUUCUGAUGCGCUUGUUUUCAUCUAGAUCUUAGGUUCCAGAUUUGUGUGUUUUGGUUGGAUUUUGAGGUGACAAAAAGAAUGGGGAAAGAAUCAAAGUCGGGAGGGUGUCUGGGGUGGUUUCUGGUGAUAGUAAUACUGGCUCUUGUUGUGGGAGCUGUUGUUUAUGGAAUCAAGAAGAAAAUGGAUCACACUAAUGAUAAUAAACCGGAGCCCGUCCCUGGUCCUCCAGGCGCUAUUGACAAGAAGUAUGGUGAUGCUCUCAAAAUCGCAAUGCAAUUCUUCGACGUUCAAAAAUCUGGUAAGUUAGUGGAUAAUAAGAUAUCAUGGAGAGGAGAUUCGGGGCUUAAGGAUGGAAGUGAAGCGAAGUUAGAUCUUUCCAAGGGCAUGUAUGAUGCUGGGGAUCACAUGAAAUUUGGGUUUCCUUUGGCAUUUACUGCUACUGUAUUAUCAUGGGCUAUCCUCGAGUAUGGAGAUCAGAUGGCGGCAGUGAAUCAACUGGAACCUGCUCACCACUCUCUCAAGUGGAUAACUGAUUUCCUUAUAAAUGCUCAUCCUGAAGACAACGUACUCUAUAUUCAGGUGGGUGACCCUGAGACAGAUCAUAAAUGUUGGGAAAGGCCUGAAAAAAUGAAAGAGAAGAGGCCUCUCACUCAGGUGAACACAUCUGUUCCGGGGACAGAGGUUGCGGCUGAGACUGCAGCAGCUAUGGCUUCGGCAUCUCUGGUGUUUAAGACGUCUGACUCAACGUACUCGAGAACGCUUCUUAAGCAUGCCAAGCAACUGUUUACUUUUGCAGACAAAUAUAGAGGCUCUUACAGUGAGAACAUCCCAGAAGUUGCAACGUAUUACAAUUCAACGGGAUACGGGGAUGAGCUCUUAUGGGCAGCAAGCUGGCUCUAUCAUGCCACAGGCGAUCGAUUUUACCUUGAAUAUGCGACUGGGGAAAACGGGAAAGAUUUUGCUUCAUGGGGAAGUCCAACGUGGUUUAGCUGGGAUAAUAAAAAUGCAGGGACCCAGGUUUUGCUUUCCAGGUUAAGCUUGUUUGGUGCCAAAGGUGUUUCUGGGAAUUCUGGCCUUGGAAACUAUAGGAAGUCUGCCGAGGGUGUUAUGUGUAGUAUUCUGCCAAAAUCUCCCUAUGCCACAUCCAGCAGAACAGACGGUGGUCUUAUAUGGGUCAGUGAAUGGAAUGCUCUGCAGCACCCUGUUGCUUCUGCCUUUUUAGCUGCUCUUUACAGCGAUUACAUGCUUACAUCACAGACUCCUAAGAUAACCUGUGGUGACCAUUCAUUCAAACCAUCAUAUCUUAGGAAGUUUGCCAAAUCACAAGCUGAUUAUGUCUUGGGCAAGAACCCUUUGAAAAUGAGCUAUCUUGUGGGGUAUGGUGAUAAAUACCCACAAUACGUGCAUCAUAGAGGAGCUUCCAUUCCAUCCGAUGCAACGACCGGUUGCACGGAUGGCUUCAAGUGGCUAGAUUCAACUGUUCCCAAUCCUAAUGUAGCCGUUGGAGGCCUCGUGGGUGGGCCCUUCCUUAAUGAAACAUUCAUCGAUUCCCGGAACAACUCGAUGCAAGCAGAGCCAACAACAUAUAACAGUGCUCUAAUUGUUGGUCUCCUCUCAAGUUUGGUCACUACCUCUUCUGCAGUCAAGUCCUUCACCUAAAAGUAAAACCAUAGUCUGUAAUCCAUUUCAUAUUUGUACUUUAAUGCAGCUGUAUCGAUACCAUGUAGUUUGUUCUACACGGGUGAACUCAGAUGCGGCUCACCUGCACUGAGUUUUGGUCGUAUCUUAGAGGGAUGCCCUCAUAUGUAUCUAUUUUUUUCGUCUUGUGGUGGUGGUUAUGUGAGCGUUCAAUUCCAUCCAUGUUUCAAUUA